AUGGAGGGUCAGGCUCCCGACGCCACGGCCAUGGAGGACCAGCCUCCCGAUGCCAUGGUUGGCCCUUCGCUUCCCCUGGCCAUGGCUGCCGAAGGUCAGACAGCGGCUGCAAAGCGGCUGGCCACGCGUGCCCGAGAUGACCUGGCCACGACGGACGCCCCAGACCUGGACGCGACGGACGCCCAAGGCCUGCCCCCGCCGAUCGCUCAAGGGCUGGCAGCGGCCGUUGACGAUGUGGUCGUGCCCGAGGGCUCCAUGGAUGGCGAAGCUCCAUCGCCAGCCACUGCUAUAUUCAGAAAUUUUAGCAAAAAUCCAGGCAGUGGCGGCGAGCCAGCCAGCCCAGGCAGCAAGGGCGGCGGCAGCCAGGAAACCUGCCCAGGCACAGGCAGUGGUCUCGGCCGUACGUACGUACUUACGACAGUAACAGAAGGAGCGGUCUCGGCCAUCAAGCAGUCUCGGCAAAUACAUGUAUAA
Miscanthus lutarioriparius is the source of this 474-nucleotide messenger RNA. The record is from the annotation of a GenBank genome assembly. Lineage: Eukaryota; Viridiplantae; Streptophyta; Magnoliopsida; Poales; Poaceae.